GAGAGCCAGCGCCGGCGCGGGAUUGGCUGCUGCUGCUGCGCGAGACGGUGGCAGAAGGGAAAAGAUGAGCCGGUCGGGUCUGAAGGGGAAAGAGAGGAGCGCUGCGCCUGAGAGGCGGACGGAGUGACUAUGGAACAUCUGCAUCCCAACAAGCUAAGGUGGUUCACUGACAAAUUUGUGAAGACUCUGUUGUUCUAGAUGAUCUGCUGGCUUAAAAACCUGUUCAGAGUGAUGUUAGAACAAGUUGGGUUGACUAUGGAAUCACUUCUUUGGUCAAGUAAACCUUAUGGCCCAAAUAGAAGUAUUGUAAGGAAAAUAGGCACCAACCUCUCUCUGAUACAGUGCCCAAGGGUUCAGUUCCAGCUUACUUCUCAGUCUGCAGAAGGCAGUCAUUCUACCCAACUCAGAGAAGAUGGCAUAGUUUCUCUUGCAGAUGUAGGAUGGGUUGCUGAAGAAGAAGGUGAAGUCUGUACACGGCUCAGAUCAGAAAUCAGGCCCAGAACUGAAUCAUUCUCUAGAAAUGAAGACUGUUCAGAAAGAGGCCCAAGUUUUCAAGUACAAAAACAAUCACAGAAACAAGAAGACUCCAAGACUGCAGUGGCCACAAAUGAUACAGCUUUGCAGAAGAUCAGUGAAUUAGAAAAUGAACUUGCUAGUUUAAGAGCACAAAUAGCCAAAAUUGUAAGCUUGCAUGAAAAACAGAAUUCAGUGGCAGCUGGAAUCAGUUCUGCAGAAUCAGUUUCUGUCUCAGCAGCAGUACCACCACCACCACCACCUCUGCCACCUCCACCACCGCUUCAGAAGAGUAUCACUGCCAUUGACCUUAUUAAGGAACGCAAAGGAAAAAGAAUAAAGUCUGGUCAUACUCUGAUCAAUAAUGAUCCAAAGAAGCCUGAAAUACCAAAUAUGCUAGAUAUCCUCAAAGAUAUGAACAAUGUAAAGCUGAGAUCAGUGAAAAGGCCAGACGAAAGCACAAAAAGAAAAACUGACCCAACUGAUCCUGCAGCAGUAAUAGCUGAAGCUCUUAAAAAGAAAUUUGCAUAUCGAUACCGCAGUGACAGUCCAAAUGAAAGUGAAAAGCAGACCACAGCAACUGAAGCAAGGCCGUUUGGCCCACACAUGCUGAAGUCUACAGGAAAAAUGAAGACUCUAAUUUGAGAACUGCUAAGCAGAAAAAAUUUGCUGCACUACAAAAGGACUUUCUCAGGAUAUCAGUUCUUUAAUUCUAUGGACCUGAGUUGAAAUGUGCCUCUAAGUUCCACUGGUACUCAUUCUUAGAAAAUGCCGAACAUUGGUAAAACAUUGAAAAAUGUCCAUAUGAUGCUGGGUUUGUUAACACUAAUUUAUUUGUACAAACUCUUACAAGAUGUAACAUCCUUACUCUUUUGUGACCAAUGUGAUUAUAUUUAUCUUAAGUCAUAGCUCCAGUGUAAUGGCUGGAAUUAUCUAAGAGAAGUCUUCUGCACUUCAUUUUAGCUUCUUGGACUUCUCACUUGUAACUGCGCUAGCAUUCUUGUGCUGUGAAGCUACUCUGCCUCUUAUUCAUUCAUUAUGAAUGAGACAGGCUGUUUCUUACUUACUGCUCAGCAAUGCAGACUCCAGCAUUUAGUAUGACUUACCUAGUCUUCAACACAAGCUGCAUUGGCAGCAAACUUAUAAACUGUAAAAAAAGCCAACGUAUAGGACCAAAAACAAUAAUCAUGAUUUCUUUCCCAGGUAAUAAUGCUGUUAUGGGGGAUCUAGAAUGCUGCAUAUUUUGCAUUAGCAAAAUCUGAGAAGCUAGAGCAGAUGAAACUUUACCAGUGAAGUGUAAUGUAUGUUAAACUUUGCAAAGAUACUUGAAAUCAGACUGUAAAGACCAAGUGAACAGCACCAGCUUGCAUUUUGUUCUUCAGUUUAUUGUGAUAAAUCCUGGUGUGGUUAUUGUUUCCUACAGCUACCAAACCCAUCCUCCCUAUUUCUUGCCAGUUUCAUACAUCAUGCUUUCGCUAGAAGUGAAAAAGGAGUUGAUCUUUACUGAGAAUGUGAAGGGAGGGAUGACUGUUCACUAUCUCAGCUAUAAAUAAAUAAAUCUGUUAGGUGGUGACCUGCCUGGCCCAAAGACCCACAUAAUGUCUAGCACUUUGGGUUAGAAACGUUUUACACCCCAUGUUUGCUAUUUGUGGAAUGCACCAUUUGUAGCAGCAUCUUGACUACUAAUACUCUUGAACUGCUGCCUAUUUUAGUAGAGGGGAAAAGAAGCUGGGAAAAAUAUCAGAAAAGAAUUUGAUUUUGGAAGAGGGAAAAUACUACUUUCAGAACUGAGUGUUUUCUAAAUGCAACUCCUCUUGAUGUCUUCUGGUUUGUACUCUUAAGCAUUUAUAUUUCUUAAACAGAUUGAAUUAUAAUAUGGUCAAACAGAAUGCAUUGCUAUUAAGACUUAAUUUAAUCUAGGUGUCAAGUGCUGUAGUGUUCCAGAAACAUUUUAAAGCAUUCAUUUUAAAGCAUUUUAUAAAAUAGGGUUUUAUGGACUAUUUUCAAUUUGUUCAUGGGAAAAAAACCCUGAUGUCAGCUAUUAUCCUCAAAAACUUGUGUUCAAUCCUAUGACUAAUACAGAAUUGAAAUCAGA
Molecule: messenger RNA, 2608 nt
Organism: Sceloporus undulatus (fence lizard)
Lineage: Eukaryota; Metazoa; Chordata; Lepidosauria; Squamata; Phrynosomatidae
Gene: MTFR1
Product: mitochondrial fission regulator 1
Exons: 8
Coding region: 199-1158 (319 amino acids)
Biological process (GO): aerobic respiration; mitochondrial fission
Cellular component (GO): mitochondrion
Source: RefSeq, a predicted model, not a curated record